Messenger RNA from Aphanomyces invadans, 3419 nucleotides. RefSeq lists its product as hypothetical. The transcript has 5 exons. Bases 27 to 1565 code for a protein of 512 amino acids. The record is from RefSeq and is a predicted model, not a curated record. Gene Ontology annotation, molecular function: catalytic activity; FAD binding. NCBI's taxonomy places the organism in Eukaryota, Oomycota, Saprolegniomycetes, Saprolegniales, Verrucalvaceae. Gene Ontology annotation, cellular component: mitochondrion.
AUAAAUUUGAACUGCAAGAAAUUUCCAUGUCCACAUCUGCGAUACGACAUUCGAUCUUUUCACUACAACAGAAGAUGUGGCGCCAAUUUGCGCGGCGAGCGGCGCCGACGAUGGCGCGACCGUCUCUGGCCCGCUGCUUCUCUGCCCAUGGAGAUAUUGCACGCGGGCCGUUUGCGACAGUGACGGAAGCGGACAUCGUGCAUUUUCGCAACGUUUGCAGCAGUGUACUCACAGAUUCAGAAGCGGUUGCUCCGUACAACUCGGACUGGUUGAAAAAGUACCAUGGACACAGCCAAGUCGUUCUGCGUCCGAAAACGACCCAGGAAGUGUCGGACAUCCUCAAGUACUGCAACGAACGACGACUGGCCGUGGUGCCACAGGGGGGGAACACCGGCCUCGUCGGUGGCAGCGUGCCCGUUCACGAUGAAGUCAUCCUCUCCACGGGCAACAUGAACGUGAUUGAGUCGUUCGAUGACGUAUCGGGGAUCGUCGUGUGCCAGGCAGGUUGCAUUCUCGAAAACCUCGACACUCACGUCGGCAAAUUUGGGUACAUGAUGCCGCUUGAUCUUGGCGCGAAAGGAACAUGUCAAAUCGGCGGCAAUGCAUCGACGAAUGCAGGGGGUCUUCGAUUGCUUCGGUACGGAUCGCUGCACGGAUCGAUUCUCGGCGUCGAGGCUGUGCUGGCGGAUGGCACGAUUGUCGAUUGUCUGAGCACGAUGCGCAAGGACAACACGGGUUACGACCUCAAGCAGAUCUUCAUCGGGUCGGAAGGCACGUUGGGCAUCAUCACGAGGCUGUCGAUUUUGACGCCGCCGCGGUCGGCCGCCGUAAACGUUGCGCUCGUCGGGUGCGAGUCCUUUGACGCCGUCAAAAAGACGUACGUGGCCGCGAGACGGCACUUGGGCGAGAUUCUAUCGGCGGUCGAGUUCUUGGACCGCGGAUCUCUGGACGUGGUCAUGUCCCAACAGCCCGACCUCGUCGAUCCACUGGAGACGGCAUGUCCGUUUUACGUCCUGAUCGAGACCGCCGGGAGCCGCGCUGACCACGACAUGGAGAAGCUCGAUGCGUACUUGGCCACCAUGAUGGAAGACGGCCACGUCGUCGAUGGCACAGUCGCGCAGGACGCCAAGCAGGCGAGGAAAUUGUUUAGCAUCCGCGAAGACAUCACGCUUGCGCUCUGCUCCAAGGGUUACGUGUACAAGUACGACGUGAGCAUCCCAAUCGACGACUACUACAAGAUUGUCGAGGACAUGCGCGUUCAGCUGGCGGAGUUUGACGCCGACGUCGUGGGCUAUGGUCACCUGGGCGACUGCAAUAUGCACCUCAACAUCUCGUCACCCUCGUACGAUAGCGACGUCAUGGCGGCCAUCGAGCCGUUCGUGUUUGAGUGGACAGCGGCACGACGUGGAAGCAUCAGCGCCGAGCACGGCAUCGGCACGCACAAACCGUCGUUCCUUCACUUGUCCAAAGCGCCACAUGCCAUCAAGAUGAUGCAGCAGAUGAAAGCCGUGUACGACCCGAACGGAAUCCUCAACCCUUAUAAGGUGCUGCCCAAGGCACAGUAGGGCGCGACUACCCCCCCUCCCCACUUUUCAAAGAUUUGAACAUGAGCGUGUGCAAUGUCUGGUUGAAGUCGCUAGUUGAGGCAAUGUUGGGCAGCGUGUGCCAAGCAAGCGAUCGCGAGGCAAAGUGAGCGGGCGGAUCAGUGCUCGCCGACUUGCUCAAGGACGGCCAGCCCAUGAUGAGGCACAUUGCGACACACGAGAUGCUUGUGUUGUUGGCCUGUGGGGUGAUGGCGGGCACAGCUCGAGAUGAACGCCACCGUGUCAAAGUUGACAUGCGUCGAGAGCACUGCGACGAUACCAGACGCCCUCUGGCUGGUUCUCGCUGUCGUGGGGAGUCGUACAGUCGCCACCAUGGGCGAGUUCCUUGUGUGCACUACGGCACCAGCAGGACAAGGAUGUAUCCGCUGUCGCAUCAAGCCAACGUCGCUGUGGAUGGAGACGGCGCUCCUGGGCCGCUCAUCUUGCUAUCGCGGCCUCGUGCAAGCUGGGCUCCCAGGAUUCCUGUGACAGGUACUAAUUCGGCAUGGAGCAUGGCCAAACCUCUCGCAGAGACGUUUGCCGCCAGUUCAACCACACGCCGUCCCCGACCUCUGUCGCUACCAAAAGUGUAGCGCAAUGAGAGCGAGGCCACGGAGCCCACCUGAAGCGCUACAGCUCUCCAGUUGGCGUGCCCAAGUACUGCUAGCCCCCUGUCGUACGAUUCGACCGACGUCUUUUUGUGUUCGUCGCCGUCGAUUGCUGUGUUAGGUUGGCGCUACAGGAUAUCUUCAGCGUGCGCAAAGUCGAGCUUGGACAGUCGCACGGACGCAAAGAUCUUUUCGGGGAGGUCGGCUUCGGUGUCGCCUUGAAGUGUCAAGUGCACGUCGACGUCGAGCUGGUUGGAAUAUCCGCGGCAGAGCCCGACGAUGUUGGCCGCGAUUGUGCUGGACGGGAUGUCCAUGUCGACUUCAAUGUAGUUGGGACCACAGACAUAUCUCUGGGUGAGUUUGUUGCCGACGAGGGCCGGCUUUUGCGGUACCAUGGCCUUGACCACCCACGGCGCGGUCACGAGCGCUGGGAUGAGCUUCAAGUGGGCAUUGCAGAAUGCAGGCGUGUUGGCAUGAAUGGCGUCUUGGAAUUGAGCCCAGAGGCGCGAAAACGGCGGGUGCUGCGCCACGUCGGCCGACGAGACCAGCCAGUAGCACACAACGUGGGCGAACGGUGUGCCAGGCACCUACGACAACAGUGACGGUAUGGAAACGUGAAGAAUGGCGGACAGCACCUGAAAAUUGAGCACAAACACCUUGUCGGAUGGAUGUUCGUGUUGAAAGUACCGGAGAAUGCUGUUGGGACGGUCCAAAUCGACCAGGGCGAUGUGAUCGAUUCGACCGGGACGCGCCCGCGUUCCUUUCCACACGUCGACGUGAACGAGCCUUCCAAGACUAGGUCCAGCAGGCAUCUUGGUGCUGUCCUUGACAUAGGUCGGUCCACGAACGAGCACGGGUGCUGCGGACGGCUCGCUCCACAUACUCGUGGUGUUGGAUCGUAACUGAGUCACAUGGAGGGCGUACUUUUCCUCCCACGUCAUGGCGUGUCGCAAGCGUGGAAGGGCGGACGUCAUCGGCUCGGGUGCACACGCUUCCAUGCACGAAUCGCUCUUCCUUCGACGACUGGCAGUCGACGCGUGGUCCAUUGUCGCUGUCGACGUCACGAGCGGAAAGUGAUGGACGGCAGACUGGUCGGUUGUAAACGCGAGCGGUGUCGACUUGAACAACAGGAGGAGGAACACUUCCAGAGGAAGCAAGAGGCCCUCCAUCAGGACGAUGGUCGUCUCAAGGACACGCAGGAGGACGCCGUCCGCCAUGCCGAGGAGGA